Carica papaya (papaya) is the source of this 2172-nucleotide messenger RNA. Lineage: Eukaryota; Viridiplantae; Streptophyta; Magnoliopsida; Brassicales; Caricaceae. The record is from RefSeq and is a predicted model, not a curated record.
UUUCUUGAAGCUGAGAGACGUGAAAGGUGGAGAGAACUUUGCUGCCAGCAGGGAGUUGUAAUUUGUAAGCAACUUGUCUGACCUUUUGGAGUAUUGCAAAGGGACGCUUGUAUGAGAUUUUUCAGCCUGUUGCUUUUGAUGCUGAAGUGGAUUUUAGCUUUGCAUUAACUUAGAGUGGGCCAACAACAUGCAAUUUGCUUCUGAUCUUGAUCAAGAGAGUGAAGAUCUGCCACAAUAUGAGCAUAUAUAUCAAAACGACUUCUCAUGUCGAAAACACAAGAAGCAGAAGGAAGAAGAUAUUGCUAUCUGUGAGUGCAAAUUUGAUUUUGGUGAUCUUGAUAGUGCAUGUGGGGAAAGGUGCUUGAAUGUAUUAACCAGCACUGAAUGCACUCCUGGAUAUUGCCCUUGUGGCGUUUAUUGCAAGAAUCAGAAAUUUCAGAGAUGUGAAUAUGCUAAAACAAAGUUGUUUAAAACAGAGGGGCGUGGGUGGGGGCUGCUGGCUGCCGAAGAGAUAAAGACAGGACAGUUUAUUAUCGAAUAUUGCGGAGAAGUAAUAUCAUCAAAAGAAGCAAAGCGAAGGUCUCAAGCUUAUGAAAAACAGGGUCUGAAGGAUGCAUUUAUUAUUUCCUUGAAUGGCUCUGAGUCCAUUGAUGCCACUAGAAAAGGAAGCCUUGCUCGGUUCAUAAAUCAUUCAUGUCAACCAAAUUGUGAGACAAGAAAGUGGACUGUUCUGGGAGAAAUACGGGUUGGAAUAUUUGCAAGGCGAGAUAUUUCUGUUGGCAGUGAACUGGGAUAUGAUUAUAACUUUGAAUGGUAUGGUGGUGACAAAGUUCGCUGCCUAUGCGGUGCAACCAACUGUUCUGGAUUUCUUGGGGCAAAAUCUCGUGGCUUUCAGGAGGAUACUUAUCUAUGGGAGGAUGAUGAUGACAGGUAUUCAGUUGAGAAAAUUCCUCUAUAUGAUUCUGCAGAAGAUGAACCCUCAUUGAAGGCCCCCAGAACUGUUGACAACAUAAAUCCUGGAUCUGAUACAAAUGGAAAAAAUGAGUACUCUUUGACAAUGGAUGCAAGUGUGCAAUCGGAACAUGAGUUGGACUCUACUGCUCUUGUUGUCCAGCCACUUGAUUCGGCUCCUCCAGUGGAUGGGCUUCUUCUUUAUACAGUGAAAACUGAAGCUACUGAAGAGAUGAAAAUCUAUUCUCAGGAUGCACAUCAGGCCUUUCCUCAAAAGAACGCAAUGAUAUCUCGUAUCCGAAGUAAUAGUGCAUGCCGGAACUAUCACAUUGGAUCAGGGCCUAUUCCCAAAAAAAGAUCAAAGCCGUUUAACAGGAAGUCGAAAAACCUUGUACAAAAACAUGUUGAUGCCAAAUAUGUUGCUCAACUCUUAGCAUGUAAGGAAGCAGAAGAGGAAGUCUCCAAAAAUGAGGGUGCCUGUGGUUUCAUACAACUAACUAGACAAAUGCGUUUCAACACAUUAUGGUAGUGCUUUCCCCAUGCAACUGAUGGAAGCCAAUGAUGAUAUCUGCAUGUUCCUUUAUCCUAAAACAUCAAAUUUUCCAUUCAUGUAAUUAUCUGUACCAGUUAAGUGAGUUGGGUUUUGUUGAUUGGGAUAUAAGCUAAGCCAAACACAUCAUCCAUAAAUAUAAACUUACCUAAACCAAACCCAAGAGGUAUAUUGAUACUAAUUGUCAAUCUUAUACUAACUUCUUUUGUUUUUCUGGCUGAAUUUGCUUAAAAAGUUAGAACAGGUUUGAAUAAAGCGAGUCUAGUCUGCUGAGGUUAAAUUAUCACAAAAGCAAGGGUUUCAUUCAUAAUACUGUUAUUAUGUACAUGUUUAUAUUUUGAUAAAACAAAUAUUCAGGUUGGCAGGUUGUGAGUUUGGUUUACUAUAACCUAUCUUAUCCUUGCCUGAAGGCAAAAUUUGUUCUGGCUUUCCCAGGCUGAAACCUUUGUCUGCACGUUUGGAUGGAGCUUAAUGGAUGAGGCACAGACCUUUGAUUUUUUUUUUUUUUUUAAUUAUGAGCUACUGUGCAGGAAAUGAAGAACGAAGCUGCUGCCCAUCUUGCUUCCUUGUAUGACGAAAUUCGACCUGCCAUUGAAGAGCAUGAAAGAGAUAGCCAAGACAGUGUUGCCACAAGCGUAGCUGAGAAGUGGAUAGAAGCCUGCUGUAUGAAA